Conger conger (European conger) is the source of this 1448-nucleotide messenger RNA. RefSeq lists its product as uncharacterized. The record is from RefSeq and is a predicted model, not a curated record. Lineage: Eukaryota; Metazoa; Chordata; Actinopteri; Anguilliformes; Congridae. Bases 116 to 793 code for a protein of 225 amino acids. The transcript has 7 exons. Gene Ontology annotation, cellular component: membrane.
AGGUUAUUGGAUAACAAAGGAUAGCACGACGACUUCACUUGUUCCAUUAACAAAGAAUAAGUGAAACCUGCUGGUGUUUUCCUCAAUCAGUUGAAGGAGUGUCGAAGAGAAGAGGAUGGCCCGUUACAGAUAUUUCACCUUCAACCAGAGGAGCAUGGUGGUACUGGGACUCAUCCAGAUGGGUUGCGCAGGGCUGUGUGUCAUCUGCGGCUUCAUAGACACCAUCUUCCGCAGGGACUCUACGCUCAGCAGAACUAAGGCUCCCCUCUGGGCUGGAGUGGUGAUGGCUCUACCAGGGAUCCUGGCACUAUUCUCAUCCCAGAGGAAGAACCCUAUACUCGUGUACUCCAUGGUUGUGGCAUCAGUGUUGUCCUGCUUCACCACAGCUGUGGCAGCGACCUAUGCCUGCUUGACCCUGAGCUAUGGAGAAGAGGACGAUGAACUCUUUCACCCCCACCACCUCAGCAUCCCAAAUGCUAAGUUCAUCCUGAGCAGGACGGUGAAGGGGGCCAAUGCUACAGUGUUGAUGGCCUGCCUCAGCAGCUUCCUGGCUACGGGGAUGAUGGCUUUCCUGGGCUGCCGGAGCCUGCCGUUCUGCGCGUGCUACGAUAGCACCACCGGGCUGGAGCUCCUGGUUCCACAGAAUGACCCCAGUCCUCAGACAGAGCUGGUCUGCACCUGGCAAGCAGGUGGUGAUAACAGGCUGUUCAAUGCUCCAGAGCAGCUCAGCAACAAGAGUACAGAGCAGCAAGACAGCAUUUCCAGAGCCCCACCUUACACCAGACUAGUUUAGUCCCUUGGCUCAUAUAAUUGCACAUUUUAUUCCUAAUAGUUUUGCAUAGCCUAUAUAUUUAUAUUUGCGCAACUACUUUAUCAUGAUGAUGAUGGAAACUCUUGACAUUGUGAUGUUCUGCUCAGUUUUUGUCAUACCAAAAAAGAGCCAAACUGCCAUUAGUGGCAUUUUGCUUCCAUUUACCUACUAAGAGUGAGUUUGUUAAUUAAUCAUGUCUUGUUUGUCAUUUUAAACUAGUUCUCUUACAACAACAGGGACUUCAUCCUUUGUCUGUUAUUGACUGAAGCCUCUGGUCUGGGCUGCUGCAUAAGUUGUGGAUUUUACAUGCCAAUUCAUAUGUGCUGUACAUAAAAUAAACCAUUGUUCUACUGGUGAAUGGCUUUACCUUUGCCCAUACUAUAAUAUGAAUUUUCUCAUGCUAAAACUUCAUCUGGUAUGCCUAUCCUGGAGGACAGUUAUUGACAGUGCUGUUGCAGUAGAGAGGAAAAUGAAGGUUCAAUUUGCUGUUUGUAUGUUUUUGUUCUUGAAAAUGUGCCAACGAAAUGUGUGUGCCUUUAGGAAGGUAUGUUCAUGCCUUUCAACAUUAGCCUUCAAAGGGGGGAAAUCUUCAGAGCCACUGGAGACUUGUCUCUGAACUGAUCUCAGGUGUGACUGU